Messenger RNA from Truncatella angustata, 2397 nucleotides. Its product is annotated as dual specificity phosphatase. Gene Ontology annotation, cellular component: cytosol; cytoplasm; nucleus. The record is from RefSeq and is a predicted model, not a curated record. Gene Ontology annotation, biological process: protein dephosphorylation; negative regulation of MAPK cascade. Gene Ontology annotation, molecular function: protein tyrosine/threonine phosphatase activity; MAP kinase tyrosine/serine/threonine phosphatase activity. Bases 1 to 2397 code for a protein of 798 amino acids. NCBI's taxonomy places the organism in Eukaryota, Fungi, Ascomycota, Sordariomycetes, Amphisphaeriales, Sporocadaceae. The transcript has 2 exons.
AUGCCGUCAGCAGCAGCGCGACGACUGUAUGAGGACCAAAUCCCCUCGUUCAUGUCAAUCAUAGAUUCUGAAGGGGACACAACAUUAGUUGACGGAUCAGACGUGGUCACCGUGGUCGACUCGAAGUACCUAGACAUGGAACCAACGUGUGCGCCGCAUUCGCAUUUUCCUGGUGCAAACCCACAACCACAGCAACUACAUCACCAUCUGCACACGAUGCAAAUGGAUCCGCUACAUCGUCACAACGACAGCACGUCAACACAGAACUCUGCUGAUUCGUCCCCAACGACCACUUUGACAACAGACACAUCCUCACUUUCGGAUCCGUCGCCAUCCUCCUCCCCAGAUUCCCCAAUCAAUCUGAUACCAUUGAACAACUUCCCAGGGACUUCUUUUGGCGGACUUUCAUCAACAAUGAAUACCCUCACAGUCAGCGAGCCAAAUGCCAUCAACAACCACUUCCAGAGGCCUAUGACCUCUCCUUCACCCAGGAGACGCAACAUGAAGGGUCUCUCCAUACAGCCACCAUUUGCGACCUCACUUUCCACUAGUCUGGUCUCGGAGCCUUCUUCCCCAUCAUUCAUCAAGCCACAAAUCCCGGCGAUGAAGCGGAAGCCAAGCCAGCUGAGCUUGAAGACAGAUGGCCAUGGACUUAACAUUCGAUCGUCAACGAUUGAGAUCCCCCCGUCACCAGCUAUGCCGCCAAUUGGAUUCGCGCAAAGACGGGCUUUGAAGCACUCGACGUCUUCGCCACAGAUGCUUUCUGGCAUGAAAUCGGCUGGUUUCGGACCUGCUGGUGGCAUGACCUUUCCAACUCUCUCGGAGAGGGGACAAUCUGGUCUAUCUGAGAUACUGCGGCCUACAAGACUAAACAGCUCAUCAGGCAACAACCGCGCCUCUAUAAUAAUGGAGGAGGAUUCCUCUCCAAUCCGAUCCCAGCAAGCUAGCUGCGCGGCAAUGGACUUUGAGCCAUUCCGGGACGAGAGCGAAGCAAACGAGGACCAAAAGUCACCCGGAUACCCUGAUGGCCCGAUUGCCAUUUACGACGAUAAUGUCUAUCUGUACCUCGAGCCGUCAGCAGAGGAGGCGUCAAAGUUCGACGUGGUGAUCAAUGUAGCCCGGGAGGUCCUGAAUCCCUUCAACUUCAUGUCUAGUGGUCAAAUGUCACCCGACUCACCAAUUCCUGAUACGGCUGUCACAUCUGACAGCUUUUCUACUGCUUUCGAAUAUCCCAUGGACGACCGCCAGGACACGCCCACAACACCGAAAGCAACCAACCCUUUCCAUGAACCAGAGUAUAUUCAUAUGCCAUGGGACCACAACACCGAUAUCGCCUCGGAUCUUAUGGAGCUUUGUGAAACCAUUGAGAAGCGGACAAAGGAGGGCAAAAGGGUACUGAUACAUUGCCAGCAAGGCGCAAGCCGAUCCGCUAGUCUAAUUAUUGCCUACGGGCUUUAUCAAAACCCUGGAAUUAGCGUCAAUGAUGCUUAUCAUGCGGCACAGGAGAAGAGUCGCUGGAUAAGUCCGAACAUGAAACUCAUGUACUGUCUUCAGGACUUUCAAAAAGAGAUUGCUAAGAGGAGGAUGCCUCGAUCUGCCGCAGGGCUUCGAGGUGGCAAGAGCCCAACCAAGCACCGCCUCACUUUGUCCGCAAAUGCUAUAGACAUGACACCGAAGGAACCACUAUCGGCUCCAUUACCUGAGGAUAGCCCGAGGCAGACGGAAGCUAAGAGCCCAGAGCGCAGUCCUAAGUACGUACGCGGCAAGUCGACACCCAAUCUAGAAGCUAUCUCUCCUGGACCUUCAUCUGCACCAUCAACUUUCUCGUGGUCAGAGAAAGAUGUCAUGAAGAGAUUCCCUCCCCCACGCCAAGAAUUCAAGUCUAAUCUGUCAUUGGGGUUCCCUCCUGCACGACAAGAACUGGAUAUCCCCCGGCAAGAGUUCAAGCCUCCGCCAUCACCUGGUUUCGGCGCACAUCGAUUUGGUAAAGGACCGUCGAGUUUGGGUUUCUCGAGCUUGGGGUUUGGUAGCAUGGAUUCCUCCUUCGGUCAAAUGGGUGCAUCUUUCAACCAUGACCAUGUAGAAGAGCCCGCACAAGCUCCUGUUCAUGUCACGCGGGCAUUUCCUGAGGACGAUGCAUUGAUGUCUCCAAGAGCGGAAACCAUGACCAAUAAUCCCUUGCACGAUUCAUUCGGCGAGAUGGCUGGUCUGAAGUUUGUCGAGGUUCCACCAACUCCACCAGCUCCGAGCGAGGGACUUUUCUCACCUAGGCAAAUGGGCUUCCCACGAGACCCUUUUCAAUCAUUUGUAAGACCUACUCAAGUCGCAGAUCCGAGAAGCCCACCCAUGAAAGGAGAGGCUCCCAUUGUGCGAUCAAUUGAUGAGCUACUGGAAUGA